GGGCUCCCCCCGCCGCCGUGCGGAGGGGCCGGCGGAGAGCCGCGGAAGUGCACUUGCUGCAGCCAUUUCCUGCUCUUUGUGCGGGCGAGCGCGGAGCAUCCCGCGGCGCGGAGCGGAGCAUCGCACCCCGCAGAGCGCCAGUGCGGAGACUGAACAUCCGGAACCAUGACGACUCACGUCACCUUAGAGGAUGCCUUGUCCAAUGUGGACUUACUGGAGGAGCUGCCUCUCCCAGACCAGCAGCCAUGCAUCGAACCACCUCCAUCCUCCAUCAUGUACCAGGCUAAUUUUGACACCAACUUUGAAGACAGAAAUGCCUUUGUGACUGGCAUUGCCAGGUACAUCGAGCAGGCAACAGUGCACUCCAGCAUGAAUGAAAUGCUGGAGGAAGGCCAUGAGUAUGCUGUGAUGCUUUACACUUGGAGGAGCUGCUCACGAGCCAUCCCUCAGGUAAAAUGUAAUGAGCAGCCAAACCGAGUGGAGAUCUAUGAGAAGACAGUGGAAGUCCUGGAGCCAGAGGUCACCAAGCUUAUGAAGUUCAUGUAUUUUCAGCGCAAGGCUAUCGAGCGGUUCUGCAGCGAGGUGAAGCGCCUGUGCCACGCCGAGCGCAGGAAGGACUUUGUCUCUGAAGCCUAUCUCCUCACCCUGGGCAAGUUCAUUAACAUGUUUGCUGUCCUGGAUGAGCUGAAGAACAUGAAAUGCAGCGUCAAAAAUGACCAUUCUGCCUACAAAAGAGCUGCCCAGUUUCUACGGAAGAUGGCAGACCCUCAGUCGAUCCAGGAGUCCCAGAACCUCUCCAUGUUCCUGGCAAACCACAACCGCAUCACGCAGUGUCUGCACCAACAACUAGAGGUUAUCCCUGGCUAUGAGGAACUGCUGGCUGAUAUUGUCAACAUCUGUGUGGAUUACUAUGAAAACAAGAUGUACCUCACUCCCAGUGAGAAACACAUGCUCCUAAAGGUGAUGGGGUUUGGCCUGUAUCUCAUGGAUGGGAAUGUCAGCAACAUUUACAAGUUGGAUGCCAAGAAGAGAAUCAACCUUAGCAAAAUAGACAAAUUCUUCAAGCAGCUGCAGGUGGUUCCUUUAUUCGGCGAUAUGCAGAUAGAACUGGCCAGAUACAUUAAGACCAGUGCUCACUAUGAGGAGAACAAAUCCAAGUGGACAUGCACUCAGAGCAGCAUAAGUCCCCAGUACAACAUCUGUGAGCAGAUGGUCCAGAUUCGAGAUGACCACAUCCGCUUCAUCUCAGAGCUUGCUCGCUACAGCAACAGUGAGGUGGUCACUGGCUCAGGACUGGACAGCCAGAAAUCAGAUGAAGAAUACAGAGAGCUCUUCGAUCUCGCUUUACGGGGACUGCAGCUGUUGUCCAAGUGGAGUGCUCAUGUCAUGGAAGUGUACUCCUGGAAGCUGGUUCACCCCACAGAUAAAUUCUGUAACAAGGAUUGCCCAGGAACAGCAGAAGAGUAUGAGAGAGCCACCCGGUACAACUACACCAGUGAAGAGAAGUUUGCCUUUGUGGAGGUAAUUGCCAUGAUCAAAGGUUUGCAAGUGCUGAUGGGCCGGAUGGAGAGCGUCUUUAACCAAGCCAUCCGCAACACUAUUUACGCAGCCCUGCAGGACUUUGCCCAGGUGACCCUGCGAGAGCCACUCAGGCAGGCAGUCAGGAAGAAGAAGAAUGUUCUCAUCAGUGUCCUUCAGGCAAUUCGGAAGACAAUCUGUGACUGGGAGGGAGGGCGAGAGCCUCCGAAUGAUCCUUGCCUGAGAGGUGAGAAGGAUCCUAAAGGUGGAUUUGAUAUUAAAGUCCCACGACGAGCAGUAGGACCAUCAAGUACACAGCUUUACAUGGUGCGGACCAUGCUGGAGUCCCUCAUAGCAGACAAGAGUGGAUCAAAGAAGACUCUGAGGAGCAGCUUGGAUGGGCCAAUAGUCUUGGCCAUUGAGGAGUUCCACAAGCAGUCCUUCUUCUUCACCCACCUUCUCAACAUCAGUGAAGCUCUGCAGCAGUGCUGUGACUUGUCCCAGCUCUGGUUCCGGGAAUUCUUCCUGGAGCUGACCAUGGGCCGCCGCAUCCAGUUCCCCAUCGAAAUGUCCAUGCCCUGGAUCCUCACAGACCAUAUUCUGGAAACCAAAGAACCCUCCAUGAUGGAAUACGUACUGUAUCCCUUGGACCUCUAUAAUGACAGCGCAUACUAUGCCUUGACCAAGUUCAAAAAGCAGUUCCUGUAUGAUGAAAUUGAAGCUGAAGUCAACUUGUGCUUUGAUCAAUUUGUGUACAAGCUGGCAGAUCAGAUCUUUGCCUAUUAUAAAGCAAUGGCUGGCAGUGUUUUGUUGGACAAACGUUUCCGGGCUGAAUGUAAGAAUUACGGAGUGAUUAUUCCAUACCCACCAUCCAACCGCUACGAAACACUGCUCAAACAGAGGCACGUCCAGUUGCUAGGCAGAUCAAUUGACCUGAACAGGCUCAUUACCCAGCGUAUCUCAGCAGCGAUGUACAAAUCGUUAGACCAGGCCAUUAGCCGCUUUGAGAGCGAGGACCUGACAUCCAUAGUGGAGCUGGAGUGGCUCUUGGAGAUUAAUCGCCUGACGCACAGGUUGCUGUGCAAGCACAUGACUUUGGACAGCUUUGAUGCCAUGUUCCGGGAGGCCAACCACAACGUCUCCGCACCCUACGGGCGCAUCACCCUCCAUGUCUUCUGGGAGCUCAACUUCGACUUUCUUCCCAACUACUGCUACAAUGGAUCCACCAACAGGUUUGUGAGGACAGCAAUCCCCUUCACGCAGGAACCCCAACGGGACAAGCCAGCCAAUGUUCAGCCAUAUUACCUCUAUGGAUCCAAGCCUCUCAACAUUGCCUACAGUCACAUCUAUAGCUCCUACCGCAAUUUCGUGGGGCCACCUCAUUUCAAGACGAUCUGCAGGCUUCUUGGCUAUCAAGGCAUCGCAGUGGUCAUGGAAGAGCUGCUGAAGAUCGUCAAGAGCCUGCUACAAGGCACCAUCCUGCAGUACGUGAAGACUCUGAUUGAAGUAAUGCCCAAGAUAUGCCGCUUGCCAAGACAUGAAUAUGGCUCUCCAGGGAUCCUGGAGUUUUUCCACCAUCAGCUGAAGGAUAUCAUUGAGUAUGCAGAGCUGAAGACUGAUGUGUUCCAGAGCCUCAGAGAAGUGGGCAAUGCCAUUCUCUUCUGCCUCCUUAUUGAGCAGGCUUUGUCCCAGGAAGAAGUUUGUGAUUUGCUGCAUGCUGCUCCCUUCCAAAAUAUUUUGCCCAGGGUCUACAUCAAAGAAGGAGAACGCUUGGAGGUGCGCAUGAAGCGUCUCGAAGCCAAGUAUGCCCCACUUCACCUGGUUCCCUUAAUAGAGAGGCUGGGCACUCCGCAGCAAAUAGCCAUCGCCCGGGAGGGUGACUUGCUGACCAAGGAGCGUUUAUGCUGCGGGCUGUCCAUGUUUGAGGUGAUCCUGACGCGAAUCAGGAGCUACCUGCAGGACCCGAUCUGGCGCGGGCCGCCCCCGACAAACGGCGUCAUGCAUGUGGACGAGUGCGUGGAGUUCCACCGGCUCUGGAGUGCCAUGCAGUUCGUGUACUGCAUCCCCGUGGGCACCAACGAGUUCACUGCAGAGCAGUGCUUUGGAGAUGGUCUGAACUGGGCAGGUUGUUCUAUCAUUGUUCUCCUUGGACAGCAACGGCGCUUUGACCUCUUUGACUUCUGCUACCAUCUGCUGAAGGUGCAGAGGCAGGAUGGGAAGGAUGAGAUCAUUAAAAAUGUGCCCUUGAAGAAGAUGGCUGACAGGAUCAGGAAGUACCAGAUCCUAAACAACGAGAUUUUUGCCAUCCUGAACAAGUACAUGAAGUCAGUGGAAACAGACAGUUCCACAGUGGAGCACGUGCGCUGCUUCCAGCCCCCCAUCCACCAGUCGCUGGCCACCACCUGCUAGUGUGGACAUUGACCCUGUAUGGGUUGGGAAGGGAGAAGGGACUGAACCCAGAACAGCUGGGAGGGAUAAACUCGAUGGUGUGAAACCUGGCAACGAAGCAAGACUGGGUAUGCCUACUACACCCAAGGACACAUCUUCCCCCCAGCCCUGUUUGAGUGCAUGUUCUUCUGUGCCAUCCCUGUGAUCGGUUGUACUUGUAGCUUUCAGACUUGGGGGUGGGUGGGCGUGGGUGGGCAAAAUGUGCUUUUCUUCCAUGAAGUGGUCUGGUUUGUCCCUGUGAUUCAUCCAAGUGAGCACAUCACUCUGAAGCCAUAUUGCAGCCCCGAAUGUGGGGGUCCUGGUGGAGGAGCUCUGCGCAUCCGCAGCACCAGGAACUCACUCCCACCACACAAGCAAUGGGGCAAAUCAACACCCCCAGUGACAUGUGCCACCAGCCACCAAGCAGGAGGAGCUGAAGACAAGCCCCUGAUUCACUCUUCUGGGGGAAGAAGGAAUGAAGGCAAAAUGGCACCUGUGCCAGCACCUUGAGGAUCAAGUGAUGGGCACAGAGGAGCUGUGUUGAACUUGUCUUGGGUGGCUGCAUGCCCAGGCUGGAGCUAGCUUCAUGCUCUCUGCCAUUGGACCUUCUGGCAUCUGUUAAGGAGACCUUUGGCAUUUUGGGUUUUGGAAUUGUAGUGAUGCAGUCACCAAAUGCUCAGCACUUCAGAGAGGUGGAGAAAAAGAAAAUGGCUUAUCUUUUUCCCUGCUAUGGAACAUCCACUUUAAUGUAAAGGGUCCUCCCCUG
Dryobates pubescens (Downy woodpecker) is the source of this 4711-nucleotide messenger RNA. It is a transcript of the gene CYFIP2, whose product is annotated as cytoplasmic FMR1 interacting protein 2. Gene Ontology annotation, biological process: axon guidance; apoptotic process; cell projection assembly. Gene Ontology annotation, cellular component: neuron projection; synapse. Gene Ontology annotation, molecular function: small GTPase binding. The coding region runs from base 166 to 3927 and encodes 1253 amino acids. The record is from RefSeq and is a predicted model, not a curated record. The transcript has 31 exons. Lineage: Eukaryota; Metazoa; Chordata; Aves; Piciformes; Picidae.